GAGCCCUUUCUGAUUCCGAAUAGCGGCACCCGAGCAGGGAUCGCGUAGGAAGAGAAGCCUCCAGUGAGGAGGGAGGGGAAGGGAAGGGCAGGGCAAGCGGGCGGCAUGCAGUGUGAAGGAACAGUCUAGCUAUAGAGAGCAAAAGAAACGACAGGCGAGAAAGAAAAAGAAGGACAAACAGCUAGAGGGCGAGAGCAAGAACAUCCAGUCGGCCACAAAGGAAGAUUAAGAAUCUCAGCACGAGACAGGAGGAAUUAUGGGGUCGGGGACGAGUCCGAAGGGGUCAGCUGGAGGAAGCAAUGCAACCUCUGGCAAUGAGAAGAAGGGACAAGCAAAACCUGGAGGCCCAGUGCUGGAGGAAGCCCAAACAUGUUGUGGCUGCCGCUUUCCUUUGGUGGUCGCUCUGUUACAGCUUCUGCUGGGCAUCGCAGUAGCAGGCGUGGCCUUCCUCAUGAUCACCAUUAGCCCCUCUCUGCUGGCCAGGGAGACGCCCCAUUGGGCCGGCAUCAUUAUGUGUGUGGUGUCUCUGCUGGGAUUCAUCCUCUUCUGCAUCACCAGAGUGCCUGAUGAGAGAGCAUCAGUUCAAUUUAUCAUAAAGCUCCUGUACUUCUUCCUGUGCACGAUGGGGCUGGUCAUUUCCGUAGUGGUCAUCGCCUUCCAGUGCUACCAUUAUGCCCUGACUAACAGCUACCACUGCACGGAAAUGAUGGAGGAUUGUAUGUGCACCCUGGACCCCGAUGACCCCAUCGCCCGCACUUUCACCUACAGAGGUGUGACAGACUGCAGUGCCAUCAUCAGCACUCUACCCAUGUAUUACCUUCUGCAGAUGGUGCUGAACCUGGCUCAAGCCAUCAUCUGCCUGGUGGGGGCCUUCCUGAUAUGGAAGCACAGGUACCAGGUGUUUUUUGCUGGGCUACAGACGGGAUCUCCUUCUGCACAGGAUUGGCAGAAAGUUUAGAGCACCGAGAGAUUUCUGUCGAGAAGUAAACAUGUGGAGCGUGGGAGUGUUUGUGCCUUUAGGGAAGAAACUGUUUGCUGCAAUAUCUUUCCCAAUGGGAGUUUUCUGUCAUGUGACCUUUUAUCAAAGCAGUUGAAUGAGUCUGUGUUUGUAUUGCCAUAUUAUAACAUUUUGGAAAGUUUUAUGCAAUUUUUAGAGUUAUUGUAUUUUUCUACAUUGGCUGUUUGAAAAAAAAAGUUUACCACUGCCAAGGAGAGUAUUUUUAUCUAUGACGCAAAAUGAGACAUGUUGUUUAAAAAAAAAAAAAAAAAACGAGUGACACAAACUGCUGUUGUUGUUACUAUUGUGGUAAUGCCAUGGAUAAGAAUUCAUUUAAUUGCCAGUAUUAAAUUUGGCUUAG
Megalobrama amblycephala (Wuchang bream) is the source of this 1358-nucleotide messenger RNA. RefSeq names its product sarcospan (Kras oncogene-associated gene) (gene sspn). The coding region runs from base 257 to 958 and encodes 233 amino acids. The transcript has 3 exons. Gene Ontology annotation, cellular component: dystrophin-associated glycoprotein complex; sarcolemma. The record is from RefSeq and is a predicted model, not a curated record. NCBI's taxonomy places the organism in Eukaryota, Metazoa, Chordata, Actinopteri, Cypriniformes, Xenocyprididae.